AACAAGAUAGAUCUCGGAACUAUGUACUCAUGCGUCGGAGUCUGGCAGCACGGUAGAGUCAAAAUCAUUGCCAACGAUCAAGGAAACCAUACGACGCCGUCUUAUGUUGCCUUUACAGAUAGUGAAAGGUUAGUCGGUGAUGCCGCCAAGAAUCAGGUCGCAAUGAACCCUACCAACACUGUCUUCGAUGCGAAGAGGUUGAUUGGAAGGAGAAUCAGUGAUUCUUCUGUUCAGAGAGAUAUGAAGUUGUGGCCUUUUAAGAUUACUUCUGGUCCUGGUGAGAAGCCUAUGAUUAGAGUUACCUACAAGGGUGAGGAAAAGGUGUUUGCUGCUGAGGAGAUUUUUGAAGUUAAGGCUUUUGUUGAUGAAGAAGCCAAAGAGGAAGAUGGCAGUGACACUGAUCUACAUCGUUUCAAAGAUAAUGAAAAAUAUGGAGGAAUUUCUCUUGAAUCUGUUUGGUGGAAAGCAAGAAUUGGUGAAGAUUCUAUCAUUGCUAAUUUAGAUUCAGGCAUUUGGCCAGAACAUGUGAGCUUUAGCGGUAUCAGCUAUGGUCUAGUGCCACCAAAAUGGCGUGGGAAUGAGGCAUGUGAGAUUGACCAUUGUAUAACUUUUUCAAAUGCAACACCAUUCUGCAACAGAAAGCUAAUUGGAGCAAGAAUAUUCAGCAAAAACUACGAAGCACGAUAUGGAAAUCUCAACCCUGCAAACCUCACAGCACAUGACUUCAUUGACCAUGGAACACAUAUCUUAUCAACAGCUGCAAGUAACUUUUCACCAGACGAAACAAUCUUCGGCAAUGGCACUGCAAAAGGUGGUUUUCCUAGAGCACGUGUAAAAUCUUACAAAGUAUGUUGGUCAAAAACUGAUGUAGCUGGAUGUCAUGAAGCUGAUAUUCUAGAAGCGUUUGCUCAUGCUUUAAAUGACGAUAUUUAUGUGAUUUCAACUUCGUUGGGUGUUUCUAAUGUUAAAGCUUUGUUUACAUAUGGGAUUUCGAUUGGGGCAUUUCAUGUUGUUGCAAAGAAUGGUGUUAUUGUUGUUUGUUCUGUGGGGAAUGAUGGACCUGUUUCUAGCACUAUUAUGAAUGUUGCUCCUUGGUCUUUUACUGUGUCUGCUAGUACAAUUGAUAGGGAGUUUGUUAGCCAGAUUAGUAUUGGUAGCAAACAAUACAUUAUGGGCGCUAGUCUUAGUAAAGGCUUACCAUCAGGUCCAACAUAUAUAAUAUAUCCACUUUUGAAGUUUGUGUUGCAAAGAAUCAGUAUCAGGUCCAACACAUAUAAUAUAUCCACUUUUGAAGUUUGUGUUGCAAAGAAUCAGUGA
Vicia villosa (hairy vetch) is the source of this 1317-nucleotide messenger RNA. RefSeq names its product subtilisin-like protease Glyma18g48580. The transcript has a single exon. Bases 22 to 1317 code for a protein of 431 amino acids. The record is from RefSeq and is a predicted model, not a curated record. Gene Ontology annotation, molecular function: ATP binding; serine-type endopeptidase activity; ATP-dependent protein folding chaperone. Gene Ontology annotation, biological process: proteolysis. Lineage: Eukaryota; Viridiplantae; Streptophyta; Magnoliopsida; Fabales; Fabaceae.